Messenger RNA from Pipistrellus kuhlii (Kuhl's pipistrelle), 2679 nucleotides. It is a transcript of the gene KCNS2, whose product is annotated as potassium voltage-gated channel modifier subfamily S member 2. The record is from RefSeq and is a predicted model, not a curated record. Bases 294 to 1733 code for a protein of 479 amino acids. Gene Ontology annotation, biological process: regulation of delayed rectifier potassium channel activity; potassium ion transmembrane transport; protein homooligomerization. Gene Ontology annotation, molecular function: voltage-gated potassium channel activity; protein binding. The transcript is spliced from 2 exons. Gene Ontology annotation, cellular component: voltage-gated potassium channel complex; membrane. NCBI's taxonomy places the organism in Eukaryota, Metazoa, Chordata, Mammalia, Chiroptera, Vespertilionidae.
UCGGGGCCAGCAGCCACCUGUGAGCCUUCUGCAACUGCAGGCGGCGGUGGCAUCUCCGGCCGGAGACAGGAGGAGCCGCUCGGCGGACCCCGCCCGCCUGCCCGCCGGGCGCACACACACUCACAUCCGCGCUGCGCACACACGCACAGCCGCUCGCAGCGGCAGCCGCAGCGAUGCCCGCCAGCAGGUUGGGGAAGUUUCCCGCCGCCGGCCCUGGCCACGGGCCCCGGUGCUCGCAGGUGUAACACCCGGUUCGGCCUUGGGUUCGGUGCCCGAGGCCCGGCGUCUCCAACAUGACCCGCCGGAGCCUGUGGGAUGUGUCGGAGGUGGCCAACGUGGAGGACGGAGACGUCCGCAUCAACGUCGGGGGCUUCAAGAGGCGGCUGCGCUCGCACACGCUGCUGCGCUUCCCGGAGACGCGCCUGGGCCGCCUGCUGCUCUGCCACUCCCGGGAGGCCAUCCUGGAGCUCUGCGACGACUACGACGACGCCCAGCGCGAGUUCUACUUCGACCGCAACCCCGAGCUCUUCCCCUACGUGCUGCACUUCUACCGCACCGGCCGGCUGCACGUCAUGGCCGAGCUGUGCGUCUUCUCCUUCAGCCAGGAGAUCGAGUACUGGGGCAUCAACGAGUUCUUCAUCGACGCCUGCUGCAGCUACAGCUACCACGGCCGCAAAGUGGAGCCGGCGCAGGACAAGUGGGAGGAGGAGCAGAGCGACCAGGAGAGCACCUCGUCCUCCUUCGAUGAGAUCCUGGCCUUCUACAACGACGCCGCCAAGUUCGAGGGCCAGCGCCUGGGCCGCAUCCGGCGGCGGCUGUGGCUGGCGCUGGACAACCCCGGCUACUCGGUGCUGAGCCGGGUCUUCAGCAUCCUGUCCAUCCUGGUGGUGCUGGGCUCCAUCAUCACCAUGUGCCUCAACAGCCUGCCCGACUUCCAGAUCCCUGAUGGCCAGGGUGACCCGGGAGAGGACCCCCGGUUCGAAAUCGUGGAGCACUUCGGCAUCGCCUGGUUCACGCUGGAGCUGCUGGCCAGAUUCGCCGUGGCCCCCGACUUCCUCAAGUUCUUCAAGAACGCCCUCAACCUCAUCGACCUCAUGUCCAUCGUCCCCUUCUACGUCACGCUGGUGGUGAACCUGGUGGUGGAGAGCACGCCCACCUUGGCCAACCUGGGCCGGGUGGCCCAGGUGCUAAGGCUGAUGCGGAUUUUCCGCAUCUUAAAGCUGGCCAGGCACUCCACCGGCCUCCGCUCGCUGGGGGCCACCCUCAAAUACAGCUACAAGGAAGUAGGGCUGCUUCUGCUCUACCUCUCGGUGGGGAUUUCCAUCUUCUCCGUGGUGGCCUACACCAUCGAGAAGGAGGAGAACGAGGGCCUGGCCACCAUCCCCGCCUGCUGGUGGUGGGCCACCGUCAGCAUGACCACGGUGGGGUACGGGGACGUGGUCCCCGGGACCAUGGCGGGGAAACUGACCGCCUCCGCCUGCAUCCUGGCGGGGAUCCUCGUGGUGGUCCUGCCCAUCACCCUGAUCUUCAACAAGUUCUCCCACUUCUACCGGCGCCAGAAGCAGCUGGAGAGCGCGAUGCGCAGCUGUGACUUCGGAGACGGGAUGAAGGAGGUCCCGUCCGUCAACUUGAGGGACUACUAUGCCCAUAAGGUUAAGUCCCUCAUGGCGAGCCUGACAAACAUGAGCAGGAGCUCGCCGAGCGAAUUAAGUUUAAAUGAUUCCCUACAGUAGCGAGGGAGGAGGACGUGUCCUCACACCCACAAUGUUGAGCUGCCCCUCGUGCCUCUUACUCAGUCCAGGCACCUUAGGGUGAUGGCAGAAGGAGGUGGCCAGCCCCGAAAGGGAGAGAUGCAUGGGCUAUGCAGCCAGGUUGCUUCCACAGUAGUUAAGAGUCCUUUCCAGAGGGCGGUGUGUCUGGCACCAUGCCUUCGCGCCUUUCGAUGAAAUGACACCUCACGGGUGUUUUGCAUCACGGGCAAUAGAACGUUUUUGCCUUUCUGCUGGAUGAAUACCCCCCACAAGAAUGCUAACUUUUCUGUUCUCCGUGUUCUCUAGUGCUCGUGGCCCCCAGUACUGUCUGUGAGGUUUCUGUGCUCUUUUUCUAAGGUUGUCAUUGUGAGAUCUGUACACAAAGCCCCUUACCUGUCUGUCCAGUGGAAACACAUCUGUGGGGUCAGCAAGGAUAUGCUGGGAUUUUGCUCACAUACGUGAGAACAGAAUCUCAAUGUUUGUUUUUUGUUUGUUUGUUUGUUUUGUUUUUUAAUUCAUGGCCUUCAUUCGUUUUAAUACCAAAACAAGAGAAUGUGAAGUUAAGCACACGCCCAACACAGGUCUGUGAGUUGGGUUAGGAAUGAUCGUAGCUCUGUGAUUUGCAUGGGAACCUGGUCACCUUUAGAACACUAUGUGUUGACGUUUAUCUCGUAAAUGUUGCUCUGUUAACCACGUAGCGAAGAUAGAAAUUUUUCCCCUAGAACAGCUGCUUUAGGGACAGGGGCUUCCAUUAAACAUAGGUCAAUCAGACUUUUCAAAGGUGGGCCUCUGUCUUUCCUGGGGUGACCGUGCAGGCGUCUGUUUUCUAGCUUAGGUUCCCGGUCUAGCCCAUUUGACCAAACUUUGCUGUGUCUUAGGGAUUAGCAUGUUUUUGAAAUGUUUGUUCUUUAAAAAUGUUUAAAAAUAA